AUGAAGGAUUGGACUGUGCGUGCAGCAAAAAGGACUCAAAAUUCCAUCACAUUCUUGCUUCCGUGUACAUGCAAGCACAAUAGGCCUACGCCCAGUAUAUGAAGACUCCAAACGACAACUUCUGUGGUGCUUGCGAUGACAGUACAAAAUGUCACUCUUCGUCAUCAGAACCAUCUUAUGGAUUCUACUCAGCAGGGAUGUUGUACUGAUGGUCGGAGGUAUCAACAUCCCACCCUUCUCGCAAAUAAAUCUACAACAGGCUACCACGGAGUCAGCUGAGAUGGCAGCCACUACGCCGGCCUCCACGCCUUACGGGCCAAUGCCUUUCGAUCUGGCCGGUCAAGAAAGGCUCACACAGCUGCACAACACUGAGAGAUCCGCGGUAGACCCACCAGCUGCUGAUAUGAACAAAGUGGUGUGGAGCACUGAUCUUGCCGACGCAGUUGCCUCUAAUCUAGACUCCUGCAUUUACCGACUUGCUGACGCUCAAGCCGUUUCCAGAAAUCGCUGGUUGGUUGAAAUGGGGUUCUACGAUGACAUCAAUGACACCCUCGUUAGCGAUACACUGACUCAGUGGUAUGCCUAUGGAGAAUUAUACGAGUACCACCAGAAGUCCUGCACUGGAACUUCAGAAUCAGAAUGCAGCAUCUACAAACUGCUUACCUGGUCUUCGAUGUCAGCACUGGGCUGCUCCCAGCAUUAUUGCGAAACUCUUACUGACUACUACACCCAAGAGACGAUGAACGACACGCUUUACUGGAAAUGCCUUUACGACAACAUUGGGCACUUCACUAAUCCAGCUGUGAGACCAUACACCAACGGCACAGUCAACGACACCUGCACGCAAUGUGAGUCUGGUUCCAGCUGGUGCGAGAACGGACUCUGCAAUAGUGGAUGUGACAUACAGAAUGCCAACUGCUCAUGCGCACUGGAUCCACUUUGUAGCGGGAACGGAGCAUUCAACGAAACAGCAUGUGACUGCAAUUGCACUGGCUACUGGGUGGGGAACAGCUGUGGCCAAUGUGGCUUAACAUGUCAGGCAAAUUCAAAUCUGAAUCGGGAUCUGUGCCAGUGCGACUGUCUAGAGGGCUUCCUCUUAAACUCGACGACUACGAAUUGUGAAGAUUCGAGGUAUUCUUCGUUUCCGAGUGGUAGCACAACGGAACCAUCGGCAACGAUCGGCACGAUCACAACAGACUCCGCUCCAGUGUGUGGUAUGGAUAUCAUUUGCAAUGGUAGCGGCGUUCUGGACCCUCAGACAUGCGAAUGCUAUUGUGCUUCUGGUUACAAAGGCAGUGACUGCAAUGAGCAGUGUUCGUUAACAGAUACAGAAUGCUGGUCAGGAUAUAGGAAGCCGCCGGUUCUUAUCGAUGCCGACUUCUGUCCAGUAUACUGCUUGCAGUGUGCGUGUGAUCCGUCCGAAGGUAAUUGUGAAAACAAUGGCACUUACUCCAAGGUUCCUGGCUAUGAGCUGCAGUACGGUAUGUGUCGAUGCUACUGCCCCUUCCCUUGGAGUGGACUGACAUGUCAAGAGUGUAACGCUUCUUGUUACAAUGGAGGAACUUUGGACAACAGUACCUGUACAUGCACAUGCCCAGCUGGAUUCAGGCCACCCAAUUGUUUGGCAGAAUGCAAGCCUGAUGUAUCUCGAUGGUGUACCAGCAGAAUGGCGCCUUACUGUGACCGGGUACCAGUCAUCCGUGAAAACUGUCUCGUUAUGUGUGGAAUAUGUGCUUUGUAAAUGUCUAGUCUUAGGCGUUUCUUUUUUCUUAGGUUCUCCUUUUCGACCGAUCAUAUUUUGGAUUCCCGACCCAAGGCAAAGCAAGAACCGUUUUUUAUCACCGCCUUCACUGUCUGGGAAACUCCCCCCCCCCCCCCCAACCCAAAAAUAAAUAAAAUUAUUCGAUCAAGACAAAGUAAUGCCAAGUUCAGGCAAUUGAUUUAUUCGAAGCACGGCGUAUAGCAACAAAUAAAAACCACGAGACUUUGUACUUACCCGAGAACUGCUGCCCCGUAUUUUCUUGAGCGUGUUUGAUAAGUCAAGUUAGUCUAUUAUAUUCGUUUGAAUUUAAAUCAUAAACAUUUUAUAGAGGGCCUGUCCUUUGGGUUUUAAAAGACUUUAUUCAGAGGCGAAUUAAUUCAUUUACAUGUUUAAAUUUAAAUAGUAAUGAAUUUUAGCAGUGGUAAUAAUUCAAUUAUUAGUUUCAUAUAGACGCAUCACUGCAUUUUGGUGUAAAAAGGCUGUGUAAUCAACAUAAAGGGUCUAAAAAUUAAAUUGUUUGGUUACAAUUUUCAAA
Patiria miniata (bat star) is the source of this 2297-nucleotide messenger RNA. Its product is annotated as multiple epidermal growth factor-like domains protein 6. The coding region runs from base 149 to 1741 and encodes 530 amino acids. The transcript has 11 exons. The record is from RefSeq and is a predicted model, not a curated record. NCBI's taxonomy places the organism in Eukaryota, Metazoa, Echinodermata, Asteroidea, Valvatida, Asterinidae.